AUGGUUCGCGUAAAGCAUCGCUACCUCCUCAUCGACAUCCUUUACCCCGACCCAUCCUCCGCUUCACCCCCAGGUCGCUCCGACAAACAAUCCCAACUCCGAAUCCAUGCACCCACAUCCGACGCCCUAACCCCCAGCCUUCUAGCGAAAAUGGUCCGGGAUGAAGUCGCUGAGAUAUUUGGCGACUGGGGCAUCGGUAGGUUAGGUGGUGUUGGUGCUGGUGGUGUUAGCGUGAAAUAUCUCUCCCCCGCAACAUCAACUGCCAUAAUCCGGUGCCCGCGGGCAUCAUACCGACUAGUCUGGACGGCUCUUACGUAUAUGUCUCGCGUCCCUGCUAUCAGCGAUGCCGGCCGGCCAAAGCGUUUGGAUUCGAUGGAUUUAAAGAGACCGUGUGUCUUUAGGGUGAUUCGGGUGUCUGGGACGAUACGCAAAGCGGAGGAGGAAGCUGUGCGGAUAGCGAGGAGGGAGAUAGUUCGGCUUAGGGGAGCCGAGGAGGUGGGUGUUUUGGGGGGUUUGGUUGGGGGGUUGGAGAAGGAAAUUGAAAGGGGCUUUGCAGAGGACACCGGUAUCGAUGAUAUGGAGGUGGAUAGCGAUGAUGAUUGA
Messenger RNA from Aspergillus puulaauensis, 603 nucleotides. Its product is annotated as Rpp14/Pop5 family protein. The transcript is spliced from 2 exons. The record is from RefSeq and is a predicted model, not a curated record. Gene Ontology annotation, biological process: tRNA 5'-leader removal. NCBI's taxonomy places the organism in Eukaryota, Fungi, Ascomycota, Eurotiomycetes, Eurotiales, Aspergillaceae. Gene Ontology annotation, cellular component: ribonuclease P complex. The coding region runs from base 1 to 603 and encodes 200 amino acids.